CACACUGACGACAAGCCUUACAAAUGUGACCAGUGUAGUUAUGCUAGCAGCAAAAAAUAUAAUUUGAUAGUUCAUGUAAGAAAUCACACUGGCAACAAGCCUUUCAAAUGUGAUCAGUGUAGUUAUGCUAGCAGCUAUAAACAUAAUUUGACAAUUAAUGUAAGGAGACACACUGAAGACAAGCCUUACAAAUGUGACCAGUGUAGUUAUGCUAGCACCGACAAAGGUCAUUUGAAGGAUCAUACAAGGACACACACUGGUGACAAGCCUUACAAAUGUGACCAGUGUAGUUAUGCUAGCAUCCAAAAACGUGCUUUGAAGGUCCAUCUAAGAAAACACACUGUCGACAAGCCUUACAAAUGUGACCAGUGUAGUUAUGCUAGCAGCCAAAAAGGUUAUUUGAAGCGUCAUGGCAGGCUAGUGCCGCCGCUCCUCCAGGCUAGUGACGCCGCGCACGACCACACUUACGCGCGGCGAGAGUCCGCGCCGUCUCCGGGGCCCAGUGCCGCUCCUCCAGGCCUCGAAAGCGCCCACCGGGAGCGCUCGCACGAACAGAGCGAGGCCCGCAGCCUUGAGCUUGACGUCCUGAACACGGAGACAUUGGAGACCAAGAGAACGACAGCCGAAGACUGCAUCGUUAUACACCGGCUGAUCAAGCAAAUCUUAAACAAUACAAAAAAUUAUGUUAUAGUGUACUCAUAUUGUAUAAAAUAUUUAGACGUGGACGGGUUAAGGAGCAUGAACACGUCACUAGAAUCAAAAUGUAUAAUAAUUGAGCUUGAUGAGGUGCAUAUAAAAGAGGAGGUUAAGGAGGAAUUUGAAAAUGAGACCUGUCAUGUGGCAGAGAUGGUACAUGUCAGAGAGCAAGCAAGGGAGGCCCGUGAGGAUGAGAAUAUUUACAGCACUUGCGGUAAAAAUGGGACUGAAUUGUUAUGUAUAAAGGAGGAGGCAGAUGAAGAGAUCCACAGUAUAUGUAUAGAGAUUGAGGAGGUUCCUUUAAAAGAGGAGGCUAAGGAGGCAUGUGAGGAUGAGAUUUUCAAUGCAUAUAUAAAAAAGAGGUCGCAUGUCGAAGAGGUCAAUGAAGAGGUUCAAGGCAUAUGUAUUAAGGUGGCCCAGAAGGUUACUAUUAACGAGGAGGGAUGGGAAAAGGAGUCUGUCAAUGUAAAGGAAAUUCAAGAGGCAAUAUAUAUGAAAACUGAGGAAGACAACCCUGGCUUAUACUACCUGUAUGCAGAUCAAGUCAAGGAGGAGUCGCUACAUUGGCCUCAUGUGGUGCCAAGUCAAGACAACAGAGUCGAGUCUCGUAUCAGGGGCUGGGCUUGCUCGGUCAGUUUGGAGCGCAUGCUGGUGGACGUGGAGCGGCGCACCUGCCGGGUCGGGCGCCGCACAUACAAGCUGCACGCCACCGAGCCCUCACAACACAUCUUUAACAGCACCUCAAGCAACUUCACUCAGUAUCAAUGUAAACAUUGUAACAAAGAAUUUGCAAAUAAGUCUGCUUUAGCAAAACAUGAACAUAUACACUCAACAUCAGCACCUGAAAAGACUAUGAAGCUAUACAAUUGUAGUCAUUGUAGUUACACGACUAAGAGCAAAGGCAAUCUACGCUGUCACAAGAAACUACACACAGGUGACAAACCAUUUAAAUGUAACCACUGUGAUUUCAAAUGCGUCACUAACUCUAAACUGAAAAGUCAUUUAAGGAUUCAUACUGGUGAAAAGCCUUUCAAAUGCAGCUACUGCGAUUACAUGUCUUCUCAUACAACUAACUUACGACAGCACGAGAAGACACACAAAAGGGAGGAACCUUUUCAGUGCAGCCACUGUCAAUUAAAGUUUGCUCGGAAAGAUCAUUUACGAAAUCAUCAGUUGGUACACACCAAUGAAAGGUCGUUUAAAUGUGACAAUUGCGAUUACAAGGCUAAACGGAAAGCAGAUUUAGGAAUCCACCAAAGGGUACACACAGGCGAAAAGCCAUUUAAGUGCCGUCACUGCAACAAUGUGUUUGCAUAUAAGAAAAACCUAAAGAUUCAUCUGAAAAGUAAACAUUCCGACGAGCAGCUCGGAACCUCAGUGAAGCUAUUUUUGUAAUACAGAUUGAAUAUGUAAUCUCAUGACACACACACACA
Molecule: messenger RNA, 2129 nt
Organism: Cydia strobilella
Lineage: Eukaryota; Metazoa; Arthropoda; Insecta; Lepidoptera; Tortricidae
Product: zinc finger protein 84-like
Exons: 7
Biological process (GO): regulation of gene expression
Cellular component (GO): nucleus
Source: RefSeq, a predicted model, not a curated record